This is a messenger RNA of Psylliodes chrysocephalus, 995 nucleotides long. The record is from the annotation of a GenBank genome assembly. Lineage: Eukaryota; Metazoa; Arthropoda; Insecta; Coleoptera; Chrysomelidae.
GCAUUUUGACAGGUCGUUGGAAUGCCCAUUUGUAAAUAAACAAACAUAAUUUUUUUUUAGAAGAUUUUUUUAUUAAUUUAAUGGAAACUAUGGGUGAUGAUUGUUGUAUAUGCGAACUGUGCUCCGCUUUAUUUAAGAAAAAAUCUAAUUUAACGAGACACAUUCAAAAUGUUCAUUACAGAGAAAAAAAGUUUAUGUGUGAACAUUGUAGCAAAAAUUACAUAACUAAAGACGCUUUAACAAAUCACAUAACCAACAGCCAUUCAAAUAAACCCAGGAAAAAACGUAUUGUUUACUGGCAAUGCCCAAUGUGUAUCCAUCAAUGUGAAAAGGAACAAAUGGUUGACCAUUAUAAAUUAUUCCAUAAUUAUGAUAUCAGCACAAUUAAUAUACAAUUCGAUUCUUUCAAUGAGUUUUUAAGUUGGAAACAGAAAAUGGAAAAACAGUCAAGUUCGAAAUAUAUAAGACACAGGAAAAAGAAAUAUUCUGAUAAAUGGAAAUAUUUUUAUAGAUGCCAUAGAGAUGGGUUUUAUAGAGCCAAAGGAAAUAAUUUAAGAAAACUGAAAAAAAUUGGGUCCAAUAAAAUUAAUGCACAUUGUCCUGCAAAAAUUGAUGUGACAAUAAAUGAAACCAAUGGAAAGAUAUCAAUUAACUAUUUUCAAAAUCACAUAGGGCAUAGUUUGGAGACAUUUAGACUAUCUUCAAAUUGUAAAGAAAAAGCAGAUGGGGAAUAUACAGAAGAAACAGAUUCUGAUAAUGAAGAAGCAAAUGAAUUGUCAAUAGAAGAAAAGUCAAUAAAUGAAAGAUCAGAAGAAAUUAAUGAAAUUCCAACAAAUAUCGAUUCAAUUAAGGCAUCUUUAUUAGAACGAUUUCAGUUGAUUUUAACUAAGGUUGAAAAUUUAGAAGAGUGUGAAGUUGUUAAUGAGGAAUUAUUAAAUUUUGAAAACAUCUUGUAUAAUUGUAAAUAUUCUGAAACAAACUUAAAUACAAAUUAA